AGAAGAAGACGGAACAUUGUAUAAGCUACGAGUUGACGUAUUUUGUUGGAGACUACCUAUUUCUGUAUUCGAACAUUUGAACUUCACGCAAAGUAGGCACUUAAAAUACCGCGCAGCACAAUUUGGACAUUUUUACACGUUUACCGACAAGAUUUUUUCAUUCAUUUGGGUUUUUAAACAGACUCUUUAACGCAAGCCGAUGGGUGUAGACAAGAUUAUGGAUGUCGUCCUCUUGCUCAUUGUUGUCUGGACGUGGGGCGCUGUUGACAGCAGUCAAAUGGAGCCGGGCGUGGAGUUGGGAAGAUGUCGAACUCGUUGUUUACAGUUUCUCUCAUUGGAAGUGAACGACGAAGAAUGUAUGAAAGAUGGGAAUUGUAAAAUGUGCUGGGAGACAUGUGAAUACCUACAGUGGGAACCUCACACCUGGGAUUCCUUGUGCAAUACACCCCAUAUAUGUUUUCCGGGUUGUAAAAGUUCCUGUGCAUUCUGGGAAAAUCACUCAGCGGCCGACGCAGUGACUACCCUCCACGAGCUUAUGAAACCUGUUCAAGUCACCUAUAAUAAAGGAACUCUACGUUUGGAAUGGAUGCCACCUAAUUUGGGACAAACAUCUGGCCAUCUCAUCUAUAUCCUAAAUAGCCGAGAUGCAGGUCACCAAUUUGAUGAUUGGUAUACAGAUAUUCAGACUGCAGACACGUGGGUAGAGUACGAGAUGGAUUGGUUUCCAUAUUUCAAGUUUCAGUUCCAGCUCUUGGUUAUCAGUGAAAAUGGAAUUGUGGCUAUUUCAGAAACGGAGAUUCUUGAUAUCAGGCAAUUACAUGCACUUCCAAGUCUACCCAGUGUUCAGGAUGCUCCUUCAAGUACCACCUUUACCUCUGCUGACCCUUUACCUACCACGUCAGCACCAACCGGACCUCCAAGUACCACAUCAGCACCAUCAAGCGCUCCAAGUACUACAGCCAAGCAAACCGACCUCCCAAGUACCACUUUAGCACCAACUGGUCAGUCAAGUUCCAUAGCACAAACUGGUCAUCCAAGCACCGCAGCACCAACAGCUGGUCACCCAAGAACCCCGACAGCACCAACUGUCACUCCAAGUGUCCCUGCAGCACUUGUUGAUCCAAUUAACAUCUCCGUGACAGCAGGGCGAAACGGCAGCACCAUCUAUGUUUUUGUCCACUGGCAGCAGAUGUCUGCAGAACCCACUGACUACAGUAUCUUCUGGGGCCUGGAGAGCUGCAAUGGUUGCACUGCCACGUCUGCAUCUGACUACUAUGCCACACAUGUUACUGAUGUUAUGGAAGGGCUCGCUGAGUUCAGGCUGAUAGCAGAAUGGACAUUUAAUUCGAAGUACUGGUUGCAAAUUGAACGCACAUCAACCGGAUCGUUUUCCCCAAGGAUUUCCUUUUACACCCCCGAGUGUGACAUUACCGAUUCUACCUUCACCGUGUGUCGCCAUUCUGAGGAGGAGGAGGAGGAAGAUUAUAAUGCUGACCACAUCAGUACAGAGGAAACCAAACCCAGUCACGUGAUCGUCGUUAUAUGCGUGGCGGUCAGUGUUGUAGUGGUCAUCGUCAACGUCAUCAUUUGCAUUAGAUGUCACUGGAAACGUACAAGGGUCAUCGAGAGAAGAGCCAGUGCUAUGGGCAAAAACAUUAACAACGGCCCAGGCUUGUAUUCUGAUGACCAGCUGGUUUCAGUGCAGGACAAAUGGGAACUUGACCCCAUGUGUCUGACCUUUGGUCACCAGUUGGGACAAGGGACAUUUGGCAAGGUGCUCGUUGGGUCAUGUGACGGCAAGAAAGUUGCCAUCAAAAUGGCGAAAAGUAAUGUCCCGUCUUCCUACAAAGCAGACCUACUUGCAAAGGUCUGCCUGAUGAAGAAGAUAGGUAACCAUCCCAACAUCGUCUCUAUGAUCGGGACCUGUACACUGAGAGAACCAGUGGCCUUGGUAAUGGAGUAUAUGCCUCAUGGAAACCUACAACAUUUUCUAAGGUAA
Messenger RNA from Lingula anatina, 1999 nucleotides. RefSeq lists its product as uncharacterized. Gene Ontology annotation, cellular component: signaling receptor complex; plasma membrane. NCBI's taxonomy places the organism in Eukaryota, Metazoa, Brachiopoda, Lingulata, Lingulida, Lingulidae. Gene Ontology annotation, molecular function: ATP binding; transmembrane receptor protein tyrosine kinase activity. The record is from RefSeq and is a predicted model, not a curated record. Gene Ontology annotation, biological process: multicellular organism development; positive regulation of kinase activity; protein phosphorylation.